Melitaea cinxia (Glanville fritillary) is the source of this 5532-nucleotide messenger RNA. Its product is annotated as cadherin-87A-like. The record is from RefSeq and is a predicted model, not a curated record. The transcript is spliced from 36 exons. Bases 1 to 5493 code for a protein of 1830 amino acids. Gene Ontology annotation, cellular component: plasma membrane. Gene Ontology annotation, biological process: homophilic cell-cell adhesion. Gene Ontology annotation, molecular function: calcium ion binding. NCBI's taxonomy places the organism in Eukaryota, Metazoa, Arthropoda, Insecta, Lepidoptera, Nymphalidae.
AUGGCAUCAAGAUGGACUGCGGCGCUGUUCUGCGUUGCGGCUAUCCUUCGCGUUGGUUCAACCAACAAGCUUCCUGUUUUCAUUCAAGAUAUGGACAACCUAGCUCUAUACGAAAGUACACCAGUUGGAGAGAUCAUAUAUACUCUACAGGGACAGACGGACCCUGAAGGCUUGCCUAUUAAGUAUGGACUUGUCGGCACAGACAAGUUUUCUGUGAAUCCAGAAAGUGGAGAAGUUACGCUAGUUCUUCCAUUAGAUAGAGAGAGAGAAGACACGAUAAAGUUCUUAGUAUCAAUCGAAAACGAGGAUCCGGACACGAAGAGUGUGUUGCAACAGUCACAACCGAUCACCGUCAUCGUAUUGGACGAAAACGACAAUCCGCCUAUAUUUAAAAAUAGUCCUUACGAGGUCGACGUGCCAGAAGACGAAGAGAUCGGUAGAACUAUACUGCGGAAUAUCGAAGUAGAAGACGUGGACUCCGUCGGUGAUGGAUUGGAAGUUGGAUGUGUCCCUAAUGAACAGUGGCCAGAAGUUUGUGAAUACUUCGAAGUAGUAAGUCUCCAUUCAACGGCAAACCAGUACAACGGCGCUUUAGUGCUUAGGAAGAAGUUGGACUACAACGAGAAACAAUUCUAUCAGUUCCAGAUUUAUGCCACGGAUGGCAGCCUCAACUCAACAGCCCAUGUCGAAGUAAAAGUAGUCGAUGUUCAGAACAGCCCACCGGUGUUCAGUGGAGCCCUUAGUGGAGCCCUAGCUGAGGAUGCUCCAGUGGGAACAGUAGUUCUGGUCAUCAAAGCCAGGGAUGCUGACCGAGCCCAGCCGAGGGAUGUUAAGCUGGAACUUAUAACGAACCCUCUCGACUUUUUCUGGCUAGACAGUGCGACGGGGGCGUUAAAAACAGCUAAACCGUUGGACAGAGAAGCGCUGGCCGAUCCGUCUUCACCACUCAACCUUACUGUUAGGGCAAGUGAAAUAGUAAACGGAGUGCCAGUGGUCUCCGACCUCACUUCAUCUACCGCUACUGUGACCGUCACCAUCAAGGAUGUGAACGAUGAACCACCACGCUUCAAUAGGAGGGAGUACAGUGUGGGGCUACCAGAGAGCUUACCCCCCGGGACUCCCCUCCCUAACCUUGAUAUGGUAGUCACUGAUACUGAUGUGGGCCUGAACUCAGUGUUCACUCUCCGUCUCUCUGAUGAAAUGGGAGCGUUCGUCAUAGAACCAGCGAUGGCCACCGGCAGCGCUACAGUCACUUUAAGACUGAACUCUAGUCUAGACUACGAAGACCCUAACCAAAGGAAAUUUAUUUUAGAGGUGAUAGCCGAGGAAGCCCACACGUCCCCCCCACUCUCGUCCAGGGCGAGUGUAACAGUUUCGCUGUGGGACGUCAACGACAACGCCCCACUGUUCACGGACGAGCCCUACUCAGCGAACGUGCCCGAGGCAGCCCUAGCGGGGACACGGGUCGCCGCGAUUAGGGCCACUGAUAGGGAUACCGGCAGAUUCGGCACAGAAGGCAUAGUAUACCAAAUAUCAGGAAAUGGCGCGGAACUAUUUCAAGUCGACAAUCGUAGCGGAGUGAUCACCGUAGCUCCUUGCGAUACUCCAGGACGGGCUCCGUGCUUGGACUAUGAAACUAGGAAGGAUUACUUCCUACAAUAUAAGGCGACAGAUGACGACGGCGCGGGCCAAAGUUCCGUGGUAUCGCUACAGAUCUCACUCACAGACUCCAAUGAUAACCCGCCGCUGUUCGUGACCCCGGUCUACAAGGCCUCCAUCGACGAGGAUGCGGUUAAAUUUGAACCAGAAUUAAUCGUUCAAGCUCGUGACGCAGACACAACAUCUGACAUCCGGUAUUCCAUCGCCUACCCUCCUAAUUCCCCGUUCUGGAUCGAACCUGUUUCCGGAAGGAUAUCAGUGUUGGGACAUGCCGCUCUAAACUCCACUAAAGAUAAUAAAAUCGUUCUUACUAUUUUGGCAACAGACGGAGUACACAAUUCAACUUGUAAAGUUGAAAUAACGAUCCGUGAUGUCAACAACCACGCGCCCGCCUUCGACACGGAUAAAUACGACGCGAAAAUUACUGAAGACGCGCCUGUCGGCACGGAAGUGGCAGCGGUACGAGCAAUAGAUUUAGAUAGCGGAAUAAACGCAGAAAUCAAAUAUGGCAUCCAGAAGGGUGCCCUCGACUCAUUCGUCGUUGACAAUGUUACCGGAGUUGUCACUGUAGCGUCUAAACUAGAUUUCGACAGGAAAAACACAUACCGGAUACAAAUUAUUGCUACUGAUAUGGGUAUACCGAGUCUUACCGGAACAACAGAACUAACGAUACACGUGAUCAACGUGAACGACAAGAAGCCUUCCUUCACGCCCAGUAUACAAAGAGCGGAAGUAUCAGCGGAUGCUGAACUGGGGACGGUCCUACAUACACUGGUCGCAGUGGACCCGGAUAUAACUGAUCGUGGUCAGCUUGUCUACGAAUUGGCUCGAGAUAGAGUCAUACGGGCUGUGGAUAAGAAUGGAGUUGAGGUAACUGAAGAGGGUAUUUUUGGGUCAUGGUUUUCGGUGUACCCCAACGGUAGUGUCGCGGUGUCGCAGACUCUAGACAGGAAUCGCGCGGCUGUCGUUACCCUUCCUGUCGCUGUGACUGAUGCUUCAGCGCCCACCUUGCAGAGGACUGAUGGCGAGUUAAUAAUAAACAUAGUGGAUGUGAACCGACACGCCCCAGUUUUCGGCCAGCCGGCUUACGUCGAACGAAUACUGGAAGAACAACCGAUCGGCACAAUACUCAACACAUACACCGCCACAGACAGAGAGUCCCCCAUCGCUUCCAUCGUUAUAUCUCCACCGAGUCCUUACUUUGAAAUUGAUAAUGUUACCGGUGUGGUCAGAACCUCCCAACGCAUAGACUUCGAACAGAUCCACUCUAUAAACUUCACUCUAGUAGCCGUGGACUCAGGAGUACCCCAGCUAUCCACAUCUGCAGGAGUUUUAGUGGAGGUGGUAAACGUCAAUGAUGAAGAGCCUCAGUUCUCCAACUCCUCGUAUUAUGCAGAACUUAAGGAACACGUGAAGGCGCACACCAGUGUGUUGACUGUUGCAGCCCUUGAUUUAGACGAAGGUGAAUUCGGUGAAGUAACGUACAGUCUGUCCGGAGAAUCUUCCUCGUUGUUCGCCAUAGACCCCACAUCCGGAGUCAUCACUGUAGCGGCAGACAGUAUCAUCGACAGAGAAGUAACGCCUGAACUUUGGUUCAGAGCCGUCGCUACUGACCAGGCUCCUCCACACGUUAGGAAGUCUGCCAGCGUGCCUGUGCAUAUUAAAGUUUUAGAUAUCAACGACAAUCCUCCAAUCUUCACCCAGAAAGUAUACAAAAGUACGAUUUCAGAGAACCUUCAGCUAGACCCUCCCGCCGCCAUACUUCAAGUGCUUGCGGAAGAUAAGGACGUCGGGAUUAAUGGAAAAGUUGUUUAUAGUGUACUACAGCAGAGUGAAUCGGGAGUGUUCACAGUGGAUCCAAACAGCGGUAUAAUCUACCCAGCUAGGGCGGUUGUGGGCGACACGGUGUACCAAAUAACAGUGGGGGCGAGGGAUGCUGGAGGGGGUGAAGGUAGCCACGCUGACACCGCAAGGGUUGAUAUUGCUGUACUCAGUGUCAAUAGACACAGCCCUGUGUUUGUGAACCCUCCACCUGAGAUGAGACAAAUUGAGGUGCCUGAGCACGCGGCCCAGGCAGACUUUCUGAUAACGACAAUAAAAGCAACCGAUGAAGAUACUGGAGACAACGGACAGGUUUCCUACUAUCUUAAAGUAGACAACCAGAAUGUCGGAGAAACUCAGGAGUUCAGUCUAGACCGAAAUACAGGAGAACUGAAGACUAAGACCUUCUUGGAUAGAGAAAUACAGGCCGAAUAUCAGUUAAUAAUAGCAGCAGUAGACAGCGGUAAACCGGCUCAGUUCGAAACCCUCCGACUUUUGACUGUCGUCUUGGUUGAUGAUGAAGACCACGCGCCGAGGUUCCUCCAUAGGCACCAUCAAUUUACUGUUAAGGAGAAUCUACCUCCAGGGAUUAUCGUCGGUAACGUCAAAGCCAUAGACAAAGAUUCGGGUGACAACGGCAAGGUCUAUUACCACGUGUUGGAAGGGAACCGCGAAGGAGCCUUCACGCUUGAUAGGACGCAAGGCGUGAUACGUGCUAAUGCGACUUUUGAUAGAGAAAAACAAGACGAAUACUCGAUGACAAUAUACGCCAGCAACAAUCCAAUAUUAGAGCACGCGGCGGCCAUCUUGAACUCUAUCGACAACAGUUCGGACAGCCAGGACCCCAGCGUUACUUCGGUCAGAAUUAAGAUAUUAGAUGAAAACGACAAUGAGCCAAAGUUUCAGCAGAAGAUAUACUACGCAGGAAUAAAACACACGGCCCGGGUCAACGAGCCCAUUAUAUCCAUACUCGCUGAAGACCCCGACUUGGGCGAAAACGGAACACUGCUAUACAUGGUAGCGGCUUCGAACUUAUAUAAGUUCGGUGCAUCGGAGUCCAGCGGAAGUGUAGUGCCUUCGCCAUUCAAUGUUAGCCAGGACGGUAUCCUGACUACUGCAACCUACAUGUCAGAGUACAACAACGACCGCUUCGUUCUGGACAUCAUUGCGCAGGAGUUAGCGCCGCCGCAUAGACAGGCGAAAACUCAGGUCUAUCUGUGGGUCACCGACCGCUCGGCGCUGAUCCGCAUGGUGCUGUCCCGCGGCUGCGCGGCGCCGGUGGAGCUCGUCCUGCGCCGCCUGGCCGCCGCCGCGCGCGCGCUGCUGGUGCCGGCGCGCCGCCUGCCGCUGGUGCAGGCCGACCGCCGCCACGACGACUGGUGUGAGAUCCACCUCCACGCAGUGGAUCCAGAUACAUACCAAGUGUUACCGGUCGACAAAGUUCUGGAGACCAUCGACUCGAAGUACGACCAGCUCAAGGAUGUGUACCAGCAGUUCGGUGUUGAAACGCUUAUCGCUGCGAGUGCUACUUCGAAAGCACCAGAUAACUUCGACCCCGCCCUAGCGACGCUGAUAGCUCUCCUCAUUGUCUUGUUCACGGGAAUCGUCACAUUCAUCGUUGUCUGCGCAUGUCUAAAACACUGGGUCAUCCCUCCACCGUCCCUUCAGUCCAGCAAAGGCGACAGUUUAGCAAGAAGGAGAAUAUUGGAGGAACUCAGUACUACAGAAAACCCAUUGUGGCUGGAAACGAAAUUAAGACCAUACGAAGAACAGGAAUUGACCAUGAAUGUGUUCGGAGACCAAAACGAACAAAAUGCUGAACAACCCACAUUGCAAGCGGACAACACGUACGCCACGAUCGCGGGCGGGCGCGGCGACUACGCCACGCUGGCGGGCGACUCGCCCACCGCGCUGCACGCCGCGCUGGGCUUCCAGGGUAGUACGUUUAAGCCACCUUCUCCUGACACACCAGAACCGCCUCCGCGACCAGCUGGCUUGGGACCACUAUCAUGAUUGUGAAAUAAUAAUAUAGAAUAAUAAUAAUAAUGUAUU